This is a messenger RNA of Microplitis demolitor, 654 nucleotides long. It is a transcript of the gene Trs20, whose product is annotated as probable trafficking protein particle complex subunit 2. The record is from RefSeq and is a predicted model, not a curated record. Gene Ontology annotation, biological process: endoplasmic reticulum to Golgi vesicle-mediated transport. Gene Ontology annotation, cellular component: nucleus; TRAPP complex; cytoplasm. Bases 217 to 639 code for a protein of 140 amino acids. Lineage: Eukaryota; Metazoa; Arthropoda; Insecta; Hymenoptera; Braconidae. The transcript is spliced from 3 exons.
GCCACUCAAAAAUGGCUGUGGCUGGUAGUUCUUUUGGAAUAGCAACAGUAUUUAUAAAUAUUUCACUUCAAUAAUACAAAUAUUAUUAAUUAUUGAUAUCAAAUAUGAAUUAAAAAUGAAUUUUUAUCAGUGAGCUGUAUAAAAAAUAAUUAAUUACAUAAUUUAUGAAAUGUUUUGAGUUUAGUUUACAAAAAAUAGUAAAUAGACUAAGUGAACAUGUCUGCUAAUUAUUAUUUCGUUAUUGUUGGUACUGCAGACAACCCAUUAUUUGAAAUAGAAUUUAGCGGCUCUAAUAAAGAAUCUAAGAAAGAAGAUCAUGCGCAUUUAAAUCAAUUUAUAGCUCAUGCAGCGUUGGAUCUUGUUGAUGAACAUAAAUGGAAAACAACAAAUAUGCAUUUAAAAGUUAUUGAUAAAUUUAAUCAAUGGUUUGUCAGUGCAUUUGUCACCGCAACUCAAAUUAAAUUUCUUAUGGUACAUGACACUAAAAAUGAAGAUGGUAUAAAAAAUUUUUUUAAUGAGAUGUAUGAAAUUUAUAUAAAGUAUUCAAUGAAUCCAUUUUAUAGAAUAAAUACUCCAAUAAAUUCUGUUGGUUUUGAAAAGAAAGCGCAACUUUAUGGACGAAAAUAUCUUUCAUCAUAAUUUAUUAGUAUAAAA